AUGCCGAGUGGAGCACCGGGAUUUUCCAAGAACAGUGGGCGGGCGGCAGUGGUGGUGGCGGUGCCAACCCUGAAGCACUGGCGCACUACGCUGGAGCAGGCAGAGAAAUUCGUGUCACCACUCUACCCACGACUAUAACCUCUGCUCUUCGGGGACAGCUGCCCGGUGGCCGCGCUCUCCAGUUGCCUGACACCUGAGAGGCUUCCCUACCAGGAGGCAAUCCAGCAGGACUUCUGCCCUGCGCAGGUCGGUGACAGCUUUGGACCCACAUGGUGGACCUGCUGGUUCUGGGUGGAGCUGACCAUCCUGGAGGCAUGGGUGGGUCAGGAAGUUCACCUUCUCUGGGAAAGCGAUGGAGAGGGCCUGGUGUGGCAUGAUGGGGAACUAGUUCAGGGUUUGACCAAAGAAGGGGAGAAGAGCAGUUACAUCCUGAUUGAGAGGCUGGGAGGAGACCCUCGGAGCCUGACCCUCUAUGUGGAAGUCGCCUUGGGACCCAGGAAGGGCACCAUGAUUGCAGACCCAGAGAAGAUGUUCCAGGUGAGCCGGGCUGAGCUGGACUUGUUCCUCCGGGAUAUCCACAAGCUCCUGGUAGAUCUGGAACUGCUGCUGGGCAUGACCAAGGGCCUCGGGGAAGACAACCAGCGCAGCUUCCAGGCCCUGUACACAGCCAACCAGAUUGUGAAUGUUUGUGAUCCUGCCCAGCCCGAAACCUUCCCGAUGGCCCAGUAUCUGGCCUCCAGGUCCUUUGGCCAAUGUGGAGGUAAAAGCCAGCAUACCAUCCAUGCCAUGGGGCACUGCCACAUUGAUACAGCCUGGCUUUGGCCCUUCAAAGAGACUCUGCGGAAAUGUGCCUGGAGCUGGGUAACAGCCGUGCAGCUUAUGGAGCGGAACCCUGAGUUCAUCUUUGCCUGCUCCCAGGCGCAGCAGCUUGAGUAGGUAAAGAACCACUACCCUGGCCUGUAUGCCUGGCUCCAGGAGUUUGCCUGCCAUGGGCAGUUUGUGCCCUUGGGAGGCACCUGGGUGGAGAUGGAUGGGAACCUUCCCAGUGGAGAGGCGUUGGUGAGGCAGUUCCUGCAGGGCCAGAACUUCUUCCUGCAGGAGUUUGGGAAGAUGUGCUUGGAGUUCUGGCUGCCAAACACAUUUGGCUACUCAGCACAGCUUCCCCAGAUCAUGCGCAGAUGUGGCAUCAGAUACUUCCUGGGCCAAAAACUGAGCUGGAACUUGGUGAACUCCUUUCCACACCAUACCUUUUUCUGGGAAGGGCUGGAUGGCUCCCGUGUGCUGGCCCACUUCCCACCGUAUGGAAUAGAGGGCAGUGUGGAGGAGGUACUAAAGACAGUGGCCAAAAACCGGGACAAAGGACGGACCAACCAUAGUGCCUUCCUCUUUGGCUUUGGGGAUGGAGGUAGUGGCCCUCAGAUCAUGGUAGACUGCUUGAAGCGGCCGUACAAUCCAGAUGGCUGCCCAGGUCAAGCCUGGCCCACUAAUAGCCCUCACUGAGCUGCUAGCUUAGCCCUUGCUUUGAGCCCUUCUUUCUGCUCAUGGGUCGGAGAGCUCUUCUUGGAGCUGCAUAAUGGCACCUACACUACACACCCCGCCCAGAUCAAGAAAGGGAAUCGGAAGUGUGAGCGCAUCCUGCGUGACGUGGAGCUGCUCAGCAGUCUGGCCCUAGUCUGUAGUGCCCAAUUUCUACACCCAGCCCAGCUGCAGGACCUCUGGAGACUCCUGCUCCUGAACGAGUUCCAUGAUGUGGUGACUGGAAGCUGCAUUCAGCUGGUGGCAGAAGAAACCCUGUGCCACUACAAAGACAUUCAUUUCCAUGGCAACACACUGCUCAGUGCUGCGGCUGCAGCCCUGUGAGCUGGGGAGCCAGGUGCCCAGGACCUCCUCAUUGUAAAUACCCUGCCUUGGAAGCCCACUGGAGUGCUGGCCCUGCCCAGGCCUGGCAGGACCCACAGCCUGGACAGGAUCCUGGUGACAGUGCCCAGCAUGGGUUAUACUGCUCCUGCCCCUACCUCACUGCAGCCCCUGCUCCCUUCUGCCAAGACUGAUGGUUCUGUGACUCUGGACAACGGGAGGCUGGACCCGAUCGGCCGCCUGACAUCCCUGGUGCUGGUAGUCUCCGGCAGGGAGGCUGUUGACAAAGGCACUGUGGGAAACCAGUUUGUGCUGUUUGAUGAUGUCCCCCUGUACUGGGAUGCGUGGGACGUCAUGCAGUACCACCCGGACACCUCCCGCGCAUCCCCCCGGAAGCCAGUGCUGUGCCAGGCAGGGACCCUAGCAGUGGGUGCUGAGGGCGUGCGGGCCAGCACCUGGUUCCUACUGCAGAUCAGCCCCCACAGUCAGCUCAGCCAGGAGGUUGUACUGGACGUCGGUUCCUAUGUCCACUUCCACACCGAAAUAGUGCACUGGCAUGAAACCCACAAAUUUCUGAAGGUGGAGUUCCCUGCCUGUGUGCAGAACCCCCAGGCCACCUAUGAGGUUUAGUUUGGGCAUCUGCAGCGUCCCACCCACCAUACCACCUCUUGGGACUGGGCUUGGUUUGGGGUGUGGGCCCACAGCUGGAUGGACCUGUUGGAGCACAGCUUUGGGCGCCUACUCAAUGACUGCAAGUACAGAGCAUCAGUUCGGGGCAGCAUCCUCAGCCUCUCGCUCUUGCGGGCACCUAAGGCCCCUGAUGCCACAGCUGACAUGGGGCGCCACGAGUUCACAUAUGCGCUGAUGCCGCACAAGGGCUCCUUCCAAGAUGCUGGCGUUACCCAAGCAGCCUACAGCCUCAAUUUCCUGUUGUUGACGCUGCCGGCCAGGCAGGCUGGGGUGCCCACAGCCGCCUGGAGUGCCUUCACUGUGUCUUUCCAGGUGGUGCUGGAGACCGUCCAGCAGGCAAGGGCCCCCAAGGGCCACACACUGGUGCUCAGGCUGUAUGAGGCCCAUGGCAGCCACGUGGACUGCUGGCUGCAAAUGUUGCUGCCAGUUCAGGAGGCCCUCCUGUGUGUUCUGCAGCUGCGACCUCUUGGAGCUGGCCACCUGCCCCUUAGGGACACUGGCCUGAAACUCACCUUUUCUCCCUUCCAAGUACAGUCUCUAUGGCUCAAGCUGCAACCUCCACUGAACUGAGUCUCUUGAGGGCGGGAUUUUUUGUGGAAGGCUUUGGGGACUGACUGCCUUUCUAGCCCUAAGCAACAAUAAAUCUUUGGCUCAGGAGCCCUGCUGGUAACUCCUGCUCUCUCCCCUUAAGGCAAGUCCUCAAGGCUGUGAGAAGAGAAGUCUUUCCUGGGCAUUUGGGGGCAGGGGCAAAAUCGAAGGUGAUCUGUGUGUGCAGCAGGGUCUGGGUUGCAGCCCCCACAAGUGGGGAUAUGGAUGACCACAAGAUAAGAGCAUGAGAUAAGAAGUCCCUCCCGUGUGUCAGCAGGCAGAGGGCCCGGGUCUGGGUGGGUUGCAGCUGGCCCCCACUAGGAGGGGAGUACUCACUAGUCUGGCCAGGCUGGGGAGCAACCCCAGGCCCUGAGGAAUCCUGGACUGGA
Molecule: messenger RNA, 3524 nt
Organism: Myotis lucifugus (little brown bat)
Lineage: Eukaryota; Metazoa; Chordata; Mammalia; Chiroptera; Vespertilionidae
Gene: MAN2C1
Product: mannosidase alpha class 2C member 1
Biological process (GO): mannose metabolic process; oligosaccharide catabolic process
Molecular function (GO): alpha-mannosidase activity; carbohydrate binding
Source: RefSeq, a predicted model, not a curated record